Molecule: messenger RNA, 4386 nt
Organism: Impatiens glandulifera
Lineage: Eukaryota; Viridiplantae; Streptophyta; Magnoliopsida; Ericales; Balsaminaceae
Product: ABC transporter G family member 34-like
Exons: 22
Coding region: 1-4386 (1461 amino acids)
Cellular component (GO): membrane
Molecular function (GO): ABC-type transporter activity; ATP hydrolysis activity; ATP binding
Source: RefSeq, a predicted model, not a curated record
AUGUGCAAAUACCUAUUUGGUGGAGGUGGUACUAUUAGGGACCUGGGGUUCUCUAGUGGCUUGGAUAUUGUAUGGAUUACUGCAAUGGCGGAUGAUUUAGCAAGAUCUAUGAGUAGUCGGCGAUUGGGAAGCAGAAGGAGUUGGAUUUAUGAAAGUUUCAGGGAGGUAUGGGAGACGCCGGAGGAUAUGGUCAGUAAACAGAACGUGGAGGAAGAAGAACUGGAAUGGGCGGCGAUCGAGAGAUUACCGACUUACGAUCGUCUACGGAAGGGGAUGAUGAAAAAAAUGCUUGACGAUGGAAAGAUCGUUCAUGAAGAGAUUGAUGUUACAAAUCUUGGGAUUCAGGAAAGGAAACAGUUGAUGGAGAGUAUAUUCAGGAUUAUUGAGAUCGAUAACGAGAAAUUUCUUCAUAAUUUCCGGCAGAGAAUUGAUCGAGUGGGAAUUGAGAUUCCAGUAACUGAAGUUCGUUAUGAGAACCUAUCAAUUGAAGGAGAUGUUUAUGUUGGAAGCAGGGCACUUCCUACACUGUUCAAUGCAACCUUGAACGUUAUUGAGAGCAUUCUUGAGUUGGUAAGACUUUCCCCUAUGAAGAAAAGAAAAAUCCAGAUUCUUAAAAAUGUUAGUGGCAUUUUGAAGCCAUCAAGGAUGACAUUGCUCCUCGGCCCUCCUGGUGCAGGGAAGACAACAUUGUUACUAGCUCUUGCUGGAAAGCUAGAUAAGGAUUUAAGGGUUUCUGGGAAUAUUACUUACUGUGGACAAAAACUAGAUGAAUUUAUUCCUCAGAGAACAUGUGCUUAUAUUAGUCAACAUGAUCUUCAUCAAGGAGAAAUGACGGUUAGAGAGACUAUGGAUUUCUCGGGACGUUGUUUGGGAGUUGGCCCAAGAUAUGACCUAUUGGCUGAACUUUCAAGACGAGAGAAAGAAUUAGGAAUUAAACCUGAUCCUGAUAUUGAUGCAUUCAUGAAAGCCACAGUAAUGUCAGGACAAGAAACUAGUUUAGUCACAGAUUAUGUUCUCAAGAUACUUGGAUUGGAAAUUUGUGCGAAUAUUAUGGUUGGUGAUCAAAUGAGAAGAGGCAUAUCAGGAGGACAAAAGAAGAGAGUCACCACUGGAGAGAUGUUGGUUGGACCAGCAAAAGUUAUUCUAAUGGAUGAGAUAUCAAAUGGAUUGGAUAGCUCCACAACUUUUCAAAUUAUCAAACUCAUGAAGCAAAUGGUACAUAUCAUGGAUGUAACUAUGGCUAUCUCCCUUCUGCAGCCUGCACCCGAGACAUACGAACUCUUUGAUGACAUUAUUUUAAUCUCCGAAGGUGAAAUUAUCUAUCAAGGACCACGAGAAAAUGUUCUCGAGUUCUUUGAGUACAUGGGUUUUAAAUGUCCUCAAAGGAAAGGAGUGGCAGACUUUCUCCAAGAGGUCACAUCCAAGAAAGAUCAAGAACAAUACUGGUUCAAUCGGGAAAGUCAAUCUUAUAGAUAUAUCUCUGAUUCAGAAUUCGUAGCUGGUUUCCAUGCAUUCCGCCUUGGCCAACAGUUAGCAGAUGAAAUUAGCGUUCCUUAUGAUAAAUCUAGAGCUCACCCAGCAGCAUUAGUCAAACAACAGUAUGGUAUAUCUAAGAAGGAGCUUUUUAAGGCUUGUUUUGAUAGGGAACUGCUAUUGAUAAAGAGGAAUAGUUUUAUCUAUGUAUUCAAGAUUGUUCAGAUAACAAUUAUGUCAUUACUAACCAUGACGGUUUUCUGGAGGUCUACCAUGCAUUAUGGGAAAUUGGAGAAUGGAGGAAAAUAUUUUGGAGCUCUCUUUUUCAGUCUUAUCAAUAUAAUGUUUAAUGGGACGGCAGAACUGAUGCUGACUGUUUUGAGGCUACCCGUGUUUUAUAAACAAAGAGAUCACUUGUUUUUUCCACCAUGGGCUUUUGCCUUGCCAAUUUGGAUCUUUAGGAUUCCUUUGUCAAUCAUGGAAUCACUAAUAUGGAUUGUUUUAACCUAUUACACAAUUGGGUUUGCUCCAUCUCCAAGCAGAUUCUUUAAGCAAUUCUUGGCAUUCUUUGGCGUACACCAAAUGGCACUGUCCCUUUACCGUUUUAUUGGUGCAGUGGGAAGAACACAAGUCAUCUCAAAUACACUCGGGACAUUUGCCUUGUUAUUGGUAUUUCUUCUUGGAGGUUUUAUAGUUUCAAAGAAUGACAUUAAACCUUUUAUGAUAUGGGGGUACUAUAUUUCUCCUAUGAUGUAUGGUCAAAAUGCUAUUGUCCUGAAUGAAUUUCUAGACAAGAGAUGGGAUGUUCCAAACACUGAUCCCAGAAUUGAUGCACCUACGGUAGGAAAAGCGUUACUCAAGUCAAGAGGCUUCUACACGCAGGAAUACAUGUAUUGGGUUUGUGUUGCUGCACUCUUUGGAUUUUCUGUCUUCUUCAACAUUCUCUUCAUUGUAGCCUUGACAUAUUUAAACCCAAUUGGGGAUUCUAAAGCUGUUAUCUCAGACGAAGAUAAUGAUGAGAAAAAGAAUUCUUCAUCUGAAGUUUCUGGAGCUGUAGAUCAUGCAAGAAGAAAAGGAAUGAUCUUGCCAUUUCAACCACUGUCCCUUGUUUUCGAUCACAUCAACUACUAUGUAGACAUGCCCGCGGAAAUGAAAAGUCAAGGGGCUCAAGAAGAUCGUCUCCAACUACUAAGAGAUGUUAGUGGCAUUUUCCGCCCUGGGAUGUUGACAGCUCUUGUUGGUGUUAGUGGUGCUGGAAAAACCACUCUAAUGGAUGUUCUAGCUGGACGAAAGACAGGUGGAUACAUAGAAGGAAGUAUCAACGUUUCUGGUUAUCCAAAAAACCAAGAAACAUUUGCUCGAAUCAGUGGGUACUGUGAGCAGAAUGACAUUCAUUCACCAUAUGUUACAGUUUAUGAAUCUCUUUUAUUCUCGGCUUGGCUACGCCUCUCCAAUGAUGUGAAUGAUAAAACGCGAAAGAUGUUUGUGGAAGAAGUGAUGGAGUUGGUUGAGCUUAAUACGAUAAGGAACUCUCUCGUAGGCCUCCCAGGGGUGGAUGGUCUUUCAACCGAACAAAGGAAGAGAUUGACAAUAGCUGUUGAAUUGGUCGCUAAUCCAUCCAUCAUAUUCAUGGAUGAACCAACAUCUGGACUUGAUGCAAGAGCUGCAGCCAUUGUCAUGAGAACUGUAAGAAAUACAGUCGACACAGGAAGAACCGUUGUCUGCACAAUUCACCAACCAAGCAUAGACAUUUUCGAGGCUUUUGAUGAGUUACUUUUGAUGAAGAGAGGAGGACAAGUCAUUUAUGCAGGACCUCUAGGCAACCAAUCUCACAAGCUAAUAGAGUAUUUUGAAUCUGUCGAAAGGGUUCCCAAGAUUAUGGAAGGUUACAAUCCUGCUACAUGGAUGUUGGAAGUUACUUCUCCUUCUAUGGAGACUCAACUCAAUAAGGAUUUUGCAGAGGUUUACGCGAACUCCUCCCUUUAUAAGAGAAAUCAAGACUUCGUUAAUGAACUAAAUAUCCCAACACCUGGUUCCCAAGAUCUUCAUUUUCCAACCAAGUAUUCACAAUCAUUCACUUCUCAGUGUCAUGCUUGUUUAUGGAAACAAUACUUAUCUUACUGGAGGAAUCCACAGUAUAACGCCAUUCGAUUUUUCUUGACAAUAAUUAUUGGUAUUUUGUUUGGCUUAGUUUUCUGGAACAAAGGGUCAAAAAUGUCCAAGCAACAAGAUUUGUUGAAUCUUCUGGGAGCGAUGUACUCUGCUAUUCUUUUCUUGGGUACGACCAAUGCUAUAACAGUUAUACCGAUUGUAAAUACUGAGAGGACAGUUUUUUAUCGUGAAAGAGCAUCUGCCAUGUACUCCCCUUUUCCAUAUGCAUUUUCUCAGGUGAUUAUAGAAAUCAUAUAUGUGAUCAUACAAUCAGCCAUAUAUGUUGUCAUUAUAUAUUCCAUGAUUGGCUUUGAAUGGACAAUUACCAAAUUCUUAUGGUUCUACUUCCUUACCGUUAUGUGUUACACCUACUUCACCCUGUACGGAAUGAUGCUUGCGGCCCUGACCCCUAGCCAAGCAAUUGCUUCCAUUGUAUCUUCAUUCUUUCUCGCCUUAUGGAACUUAUUUUCAGGAUUCCUUAUACCCAAAACGCAAAUACCUAUUUGGUGGAGAUGGUACUACUGGAGCAGUCCAGUGGGUUGGACUCUGUAUGGGCUAGUGACAUCGCAGGUUGGCGAUCUAGAUUCGUCACUAGAGGUGCCCGGUGAAGGAAAUAUUCCAAUAAAGGUGUUCCUAAAAUCUACGUUCGGCUAUGAUUAUAACUUCUUACCAAUAGUUGCGGUUGUUCAUGUUGGUUGGGUUGUGUUAUUUUCCUUAGUAUUUGCCUAUGGAAUCAAAUAUCUCAACUUCCAAAGGAGAUAG